AUGGGAUACGGAGAAGAUAAAGGAAUUAUUCCUCUCACAUGUCGCGAAUUAUUCAAUCGAAUUGACAGUAGUAAAAAUCCUAAUGUUACAUACAAAGUUCAAGUUUCUUAUAUUGAAAUUUACAAUGAACAUAUCCAGGAUCUACUGAACCCUAAGAAUAAAGAAAAUCUUAAACUUAGAGAACAUCCUACUCUUGGGCCAUAUGUUGAAGGCUUAUCCAAUUUAAUUGUCAACUCGUUUCAAGAUAUAGAAAAUUUGAUAGAUGAGGUUCAUAAA
Messenger RNA from Racocetra fulgida, 276 nucleotides. NCBI's taxonomy places the organism in Eukaryota, Fungi, Glomeromycota, Glomeromycetes, Diversisporales, Gigasporaceae. The record is from the annotation of a GenBank genome assembly.